AUGGCACCCGGCGCUCUCCAGGUCGUUGAGGACAUUGUCUUUUCGGAGCCGGCGCCCGAGCAGCGCUGGUCAGAGCCGGUCGCAUUCGGCGGCGAUGACCAGUGGCUGUUCGAUCCCAAAACGAGGCGCUUUGAUCUCAGCAGAGGCUCUCAGAGGAAGCUGGCCAUUGACGCCGACGACGGCGUUCGUCACCAUCGCGGAUGCAUUAUCGACCCGGCCAACACGGUCCUCGUGGUCAUUGACAUGCAGAACUUCUUCAUCCAUCCGCUCUUCCACAAGCAUGUGGCUGGACUUGCGGCUGUUGAGCCCACUAUCAAGGUGAUUGAGCGUUGCAGAAGAGAAGGAAUCCAGGUGGCCUGGCUCAACUGGGGCCUUGACGAGCAUGAUCUUCGCAUCAUGCCCCCGGCGGUCCAGAGAGGCUUCUGCCACACCAUCGCAAAGACUCGCGGCUACGGAUGGCACACGCGCCUUGGCGUCGACAUGGGCGACGGAUACGGCCGCUGUCUGUUCAAGGGAACCUGGAACGCCGAACUCUACGAGCCGCUGAAGGCGGUGGUUGCUGGGGACGAUCUCUUCUUCGACAAGAACCGCAUGAGCGGCAUGUGGUCUCCGGACGAGCCUCUUCACCGGUACCUUCGCGAGAGCGGGAAGAAGACGAUCCUUUUCGCGGGGGUGAAUACCGACCAGUGUGUGUUCGGAACCGUUUCGGACUCGUACUCUUGGGGCUUCGACUGCAUUCUGCUUAGCGACUGCACCGGAACGAUGACCGGGCCCGAGGCCCAGAUGGUCAGCGACUACAACAUUGCCACCAACAUGGGAUUCGUGACGGACAGCAAGUCGUUCUUGGCUGCCGAGAAGCACUGA
Messenger RNA from Diplodia corticola, 864 nucleotides. RefSeq names its product isochorismatase hydrolase. The record is from RefSeq and is a predicted model, not a curated record. The transcript has a single exon. Lineage: Eukaryota; Fungi; Ascomycota; Dothideomycetes; Botryosphaeriales; Botryosphaeriaceae. Bases 1 to 864 code for a protein of 287 amino acids.